Molecule: messenger RNA, 2076 nt
Organism: Miscanthus lutarioriparius
Lineage: Eukaryota; Viridiplantae; Streptophyta; Magnoliopsida; Poales; Poaceae
Source: the annotation of a GenBank genome assembly
AUGCUCAAGGCCGUGCUCCUCGUUUCGGUGCUGCUGCUCGCUGCUGCUUCUCUGCCUCGGGCGCAGUCGCAAAAUGGCUCACUGGCCGUAGGGCAGUCUUUGCAAGUUGGGCAAACACUAGUUUCAGCACAAGGUAUUUUUGUGUUGGGUUUCUUCACAAUUGGGGCCAACACAUAUCUAGGAAUAUGGUACAAUUACAUGAAGCCUCAAACAAUCGUCUGGGUGGCAAACCGUGACAACCCAAUAAAGGGAGGCAAUGUAAGCCUUACCCUCAGCCAAAGCUCUCUUGACCUUGUGGAUACAAAGGAGAGGAUCCCUGUGGUCAAGUGGCACACUCAACACCAACAGUCCACAGGCCUUCCUUCUCGACACUGGUACGACACGUCGGUGGCGAAUAAUGGCUUGUUGCAGCUCAAAUCAUGGAAGAGCGAAUCGGACCCGUCUUCUGGGGACUACACCAUCAGCAUGGAUCCGAGGCCACUGCCUGGGCUGGUCUUGCGCAAGGACACUGAGUUGCAGUACAGGACUGGCCCAUGGAAUGGCAAAGGCUUCAAUGGCCAGCCAUAUCUCAAGUCGACGAACGACGUGAUGUUCAACAUGAGUGUCCGCGAAAGUAGUGCAUAUUACUGGUUCACAGCCUUAAACACAUCAGUCCAGUGGCGAACUGUCCUGAUGCCAGAUGGCAUUGCCAAUCGCUCGUUCAGCAGCAGCCCUGACAACGAGUGGGUGGACUUCUGGCAUUGGCCUCAGUCUACAUGUGAUUCCUACGCGUUCUGCGGUCCGAACGCGGCUUGCUACAAUGCUGACUGCAAAUGUCUACCGGAGUUUGUCUAUACGUCACCGAACGAUUGGAUCCGGAGGAACUUCACCCGUGGCUGCAAGAGAAGUGCAUCGUUUUCUUGCUCCUCGGCUAAUGGGUUUCAGAAGUUGACACUUGUCAAGGUGCCUGACACACUGAACGCCACCUUGGUUCGGGGCAAGAGCUUCGAUGAGUGCAAGGAGUUGUGCUUAGGGAAUUGCUCAUGCAAUGCUUAUACCGUGCUUGGAGAGAGUGACUGUGUUGUCUGGUCAGGUGAUUUGGUCGAUACUGUUCAACUUGCCGAUGGGAUCAAUGAUUUCUACACUCGGACUUCCCAUAAUGAUGAUCCGUCUCGCUCAGCUAGACAAACUGCUAUCAUUGCUUCUGUCUCUGUUGUUGGAGGGCUGCUGCUUAUUUCUGCAUUGCUAGUAUUUUGUUAUCGGCGAAGCCAACGAAAGCAUUUACCGCUAGCACUUGAAUUGUUUGUAACAGAACAUGAGCAUGCACCAGGGUCUAAGCUUACAGCCAACCUUGAUUGGAGUUUAGAUCUGGAUGCUAUCAGAGUCGCCACCAACAAUUUGGCUGAACGAAAUAGUAUCAUCUCUACCCAAUCUAAGACCAUCUACAAGGGAACACUACCAAAUGUCGAUGAUUUGGCAAUCAAAAGAACAAACACAGAGGCGGGAGUUGAGGAGCUAAAAAAUGAGGUGAAAAUUCUUGCGAGGCUUAACCAUCCGAACAUCAUAAGGAUGAUGGGAUCCUGCAUAGGGAAUAACAACAACCUAAUAUGCUAUGAAUAUAUGCCCGGUGGUAGCCUUGAUGCAGUUCUUUUCGCUGAAGAUGAAAAGUACGGAGUGCUCCACUGGCCUUCACGUCUUCGCAUCUUGCAAGGAAUUUGUGAAGGAUUGCUAUAUCUGCAUGAGCAUUGCAGAAUCAUUCAUCGUGAUAUAGACCCUAGUAAUAUCCUACUUAGCGAUGACUUGAUCCCCAAAAUUUCAGACUUUGGUCUUGCAACUCUGCUUGAUCAAGGCCAGUCUGAAGGGAAGGCGGAGAGCUUCGAGGGAACACGUGCAUACAGCGCUCCUGAGUUGUUCCACCGCAAAUCGUACUCGGCGAAGUCCGAUGUGUACAGCUCUGGUGUACUACUUCUGGAUAUUGUAACAGGCUGCAAAGCGACAUCAUUUCGUAGAGAAGAUGCUGAUGACCUCCCUACAUAUGUUCGACAGCACUGGACUCAGGGAACUGCUGAGCAGUUAGAAGGAUCAAAGAAUGGGUGA